Molecule: messenger RNA, 1443 nt
Organism: Carlito syrichta (Philippine tarsier)
Lineage: Eukaryota; Metazoa; Chordata; Mammalia; Primates; Tarsiidae
Gene: CHCHD4
Product: coiled-coil-helix-coiled-coil-helix domain containing 4
Exons: 3
Coding region: 170-592 (140 amino acids)
Biological process (GO): protein import into mitochondrial intermembrane space
Cellular component (GO): mitochondrial intermembrane space
Molecular function (GO): protein-disulfide reductase activity
Source: RefSeq, a predicted model, not a curated record
GGGCCGGGGUUAGUAGGGCGCGGAGGCAGGCGCGCGGCGGGCAGGCCUGGAGGGGGCGGAUCCGCGCGGGCCUCGCAGCCACCCGCCCUGCCUGAGGAGAGGGAGGUCACAGUGAGAAGCUGCAGCCUCCGCCGCCUCUUCUGCGAGGACUGAGCGCGGGCCUGCAGCCAUGUCCUACUGCCGGCAGGAAGGGAAGGAUCGAAUCAUAUUUGUGACCAAAGAAGACCACGAAACUCCAAGCAAUGCAGAACUGGUGGCUGAUGACCCCAAUGAUCCAUACGAGGAGCAUGGAUUGAUACUGCCAAGUGGAGACAUUAACUGGAACUGCCCAUGCCUUGGGGGAAUGGCCAGCGGCCCCUGUGGGCCCCAAUUCAAGUCUGCCUUUUCCUGCUUCUACUACAGCACAGAGGAUGUCAAGGGGUCAGACUGUGUAGACCAGUUUCGGGCCAUGCAGGAAUGCAUGCAGAAAUACCCCGACCUCUAUCCCCAAGAUGAUGAGGGGGAGGAAGAAGAGAAGAAGCCAGUAGAACGUAUAGAAGAAACGGCCCCCACUGAGUCUGCUACAACCAAAGAAGAGAAGGGGUCAAGUUAAUGAAGGCCACCAUGCACUGGGCUCCAGUCCUUCUACUCAGAGUGAAGUGGACCUCUGCAAAAUGCCUUUCAGUUACCCUCCAAGAAAGUGUCUUUCCCUCUGUUGUCCUAUGCACUGUAAUGUACAAAAUAACUUAUUUUGAUGAUCAGGGGUCUUGGCCUCUUGACAUGUACACUGAAGAAGCUGGGGGUGGUAUGUGUGUGUUUCCUACAUAAACCUGUCAGCAGAUGUCGCUGCUACUUUUGAAUUCUCUUUUCUCAGAUUACCCUGAAUUUCACCACUUUGAAAUAAUGGGCUGAGCAGUCCCAGCGACCAAAAAUCAUUACCCAGGAAUGUUGCUUGUAAGUGAGCUGAUUUAUUCUGAUUCGUUAUAUCCCUUUCAGUAGAUUAAAAAAAAAAAAAUUACCCUUUUAGUAGAUUGUAUACCCCUUUGGGAAAUGAAAUAGAAACAAAAACAUCUGCUUUUUAAAAAUGCUGGACUGGGGCCAUUUUUACUAGAAGAGGUCAGAUACAUAUUCCUCAAAAUUCACUUUGACCUUGAGUAUACGAGGAGGUACAGUACUUCAUUCCUGAUACAUUUUGACUUCUGUGUUGGUGUUGAGCUCCAGGUUUUGUGUUUGGACAGGAGAUUUGGACCCUCCCAUCCAAAUCCCCUUCUAAGUGAAGGGAAAGGCUGGUUUUUGCUGUUUCUUGCUAUUCUGAAACCCCUGGCCCAUCUUUACAGUGGCUCUAGUCUAGCCAGGUGCAACGUUCUUGAGAGGUGGGGACCUGAUAGUCACCAGAAUAGCAGCCAAGAGAGGAAACAGUGUGAAUUAAGUACUCAAUUAAAAGGAAACAUGAUUUUUACCUGA